AUGUCUCCCGCUCGCAAGGCCCUCAUCAGCAUCACUUCGGCCCAGGCCACUCUUUUCCAAGGCAAAGAGACCACCGGACUCUUCAUCAGUGAAGCUCUUCAUCCAUUCAAUGUCCUCGUUGCCGCUGGAUUUGAGGUCGAUCUUGCCUCCGAGACCGGUUCAUACACUCCGGACUGGCUCUCCCAACAGCCAGACUUCCUCAAUGGCGACGAUCUGAAGACCUGGAACGACCCCAACAGUGCCUUCCGCCAAAAGUUGGAUAACAUGAAAAAGGCUGCCGACUUGGAUAAGUCUCAGUAUGGUCUUUUCUAUGCCUCUGCUGGCCAUGCUGCUUUGAUCGAUUACCCGACGGCAUCUUCUUUGCAGAAGAUUGCCGAGGAAGUCUGGGCAAACGGCGGUGUUGUUGCCUCUGUAUGCCACGGCCCUGCCAUCUUUGCCAAUAUCAUUGAUAAGGCGACUGGUGAGCCUAUUAUCAAGGGCAGAAAGAUUACUGGGUUUACCAGUGAGGCCGAGGACACUAUGGGAAUUAUGGCUGAGCUUCGGGCUUGGAAUUCCGAGAUGGUCGAGGAAGUUGCCAGUCGACUCGGCGCUACCUAUGAGCGCUCCGCUGGAAUUUGGGAUGACUUUCACGUUGUUGACGGGCGCUUGGUGACAGGCCAGAACCCCGCCAGCGCCUCGUCAACUGCAAAGGCUGCGGUUGCUGUUUUUGAGACCUUGUGA
Molecule: messenger RNA, 720 nt
Organism: Penicillium cataractarum
Lineage: Eukaryota; Fungi; Ascomycota; Eurotiomycetes; Eurotiales; Aspergillaceae
Product: glyoxalase 3
Exons: 2
Coding region: 1-720 (239 amino acids)
Molecular function (GO): glyoxalase III activity
Source: RefSeq, a predicted model, not a curated record